Molecule: messenger RNA, 8212 nt
Organism: Cololabis saira (Pacific saury)
Lineage: Eukaryota; Metazoa; Chordata; Actinopteri; Beloniformes; Belonidae
Gene: rasgrf2a
Product: Ras protein-specific guanine nucleotide-releasing factor 2a
Exons: 29
Coding region: 241-4206 (1321 amino acids)
Biological process (GO): Ras protein signal transduction; positive regulation of GTPase activity
Cellular component (GO): plasma membrane
Molecular function (GO): guanyl-nucleotide exchange factor activity; protein binding
Source: RefSeq, a predicted model, not a curated record
UUGAGUUUGCAGCAUGCAAACGUGCUGAAGUGUGUGUGUAGGCUCAGCUGUGCCUGACGCGCUCGUAAGGCUGCAGGGGGGGAUGCGCGCUGCGCAGCGGACGCUCCAACUUUUUAUAUCAUGGUAAGCCUGGAUUACGUCCCCAGCACACGGAGAUACCCGCAGCCUCUGGAAAUACUGGAUUGCAGCAACGAUGCUGUCUGUUUGAAGGUUAUUUUUUAAAUCGGGAGUGGGAAUAAAAUGCAGAAGAGCGUGCGGUACAAUGAAGGCCACGCGCUGCAUCUGUCGGUGGUGGCGCGUAAAGAGGGCACGAAGCGCGGCUUCCUCAGCAAGAAGACCACCGAGAACAGCCGCUGGACCGACAAGUACUUCGCCCUCUACCAGAACGUGCUCUUCUACUUCGAGAACGAGCAGAGCACGAGGCCGUCCGGGAUCUACCUGAUAGAGGGGUGCACGUGCGAGCGCGCGCCGGCGCCCAAAGUGUCCGCCAUCAGUAAGGAGCCAGUGGAGAAACAACAGCACUACUUCCUGGUCAUCUUUGGCCACGAUGGACAGAAACCUCUGGAGCUGCGGACAGAAGAAGAGUUGGACUGUAGCGAGUGGGUGGAACGCAUCCAGCAGGCCAGCUACUCUGACAUCAUGGUCGAGCGUGAGAUCCUGAUGCAGAAGUACAUCCACCUGGUCCAGAUCCUGGAGACGGAAAAGAUCGCAGCCAAUCAGCUUCGCACGCAGCUGGAGGACCAGGACACGGAGAUCGAGAGGCUCAAAGCCGAGAUUGUAGUGUUGAACAAAGCCAAGGAGCGGAUGCUGCCGUUCCAGAGCAACCAGGAGGAAGAAGACCCAGAUAUCAAGAAGAUCAAGAAGGUGCAAAGCUUCAUGCGUGGCUGGCUUUGCCGGAGGAAGUGGAAGAUCAUCGUCCAGGACUACAUCUCCUCCCCUCACGCUGAGAGCAUGAGGAAGAGGAACCAGAUCGUUUUCAACAUGGUGGAAGCGGAGACGGAGUACGUCCACCAGCUCUCCAUCCUGGUCAACUGCUUCCUCAGGCCGCUGCGCAUGGCCGCCAGCUCCAAGAAACCACCCAUCAGCCACGACGACGUCAGCAGCAUCUUCCUCAACAGUGAGACCAUCAUGUUUCUGCACGAGAUCUUCCACCAGGGCCUGAAUGCUCGUAUCGCAAACUGGCCAACUCUGGUUCUGGCGGACCUGUUUGACAUCCUGCUGCCCAUGCUGAACAUCUACCAGGAGUUUGUGAGGAACCACCAGUACAGCCUGCAGGUUCUGGCCAACUGCAAGCAAAACAGAGACUUUGACAAGCUGUUGAAGCAGUACGAGUCCAACGCUGCGUGUGAGGGUCGCAUGUUGGAGACGUUCCUCACAUAUCCCAUGUUCCAGAUACCACGAUACAUCAUCACGCUGCACGAGCUGCUGGCACACACACCUCACGAGCACGUGGAGCGCAAGAGUCUGGAGUUUGCCAAAUCCAAACUGGAGGAGCUGUCAAAGAUGAUGCACGAUGAAGUUAGCGACACAGAGAACAUCAGGAAGAAUCUGGCCAUCGAGAGGAUGAUCGUGGAAGGCUGCGACAUCCUGCUGGACACGAGCCAGACCUUCGUCAGACAAGGUUCUCUCAUCCAUUUGCCAUCCAGCAGCGAACGGGGCAUGCUCAGUAAGGUCCGGCUGGGUUCACUCUCCCUGAGGAAGGAAGGAGAGAGGCAGUGUUUCCUCUUCACCAAACAUUUCGUCAUCUGUACGCGGACAUCUGGAGGGAAGCUUCACCUGCUGAAGCAGGGAGGAGCAUUGUCUCUCAUUGAGUGUACUCUGAUCGAGGAGCUGGACGCCAGCGAUGAGGACUACAACGCCGCCGGUCAGGGCUUCAGCCACCUGGAGUUUAAGAUCGUGGUGGAGCCUACAGACGGUCAGAGCUUCUCUGUUGUCCUCUUGGCUCCUUCGCGCCAGGAGAAGGCAGCCUGGACCAGCGACAUCAGCCAGUGCAUCGAUAACAUCCGCUGUAACGGCCUGAUGACCAGCGUGUUUGACGAGAACUCCAAAGUAUCUGUGCCGCAUAUGAUCAAGUCUGACACCCGUCUUCACAAAGACGAUGUGGACAUUUGCUUCAGCAAGACACUCAACUCCUGCAAGGUCCCACAGAUCCGAUAUGCCAGCGUGGAACGGCUGCUGGAGCGCUUGACGGACCUGCGCUUCCUCUCCAUCGACUUCCUCAACACCUUCCUCCACACCUACCGGAUCUUCACCACCGCCGCGGUGGUCAUCGACAAGCUGGCGGACAUCUACAGGAAGCCCUUCACCUCCAUCCCCGUCAGGGUCGAGCAGCACUCAUGUGACCGCCUGUCCAUCAUGUCGCUCUGCCCUGACUACAGUCUGAAGAUCACCCAGCUUGCUCUGGACCAGUCCAAGUCUCUGGAGCUCUUCUUCGCCACCACCAACCAGGGCUCCUGGGGAACCGACCCCUUGAACACCAAAUCCCCGAGGCUCUGCCGGAAGUUUUCCUCCCCUCCUCCACUCUCCAUCCCCUCUCGCACCUCCUCCCCCGUACACUGCCGCAAGCUCUCUCUCAGCUCCCCAAUCAGCAUCAAAGUAGGGACCCUGGAUCUGUCUGCCACGCCCUCCUCCUCCGCCGCCAACUCCCCCACUUCCAGCCUCAGUCCCUCCAUCUGCUCGUCACCUACCGCCUCAUCCAGGCCACCCUCGGGCUUUUCGUACCCUCCGCCCACCGCCACACGCUCCCCCAGCCUCCCUCAAGGGGCCUCCGGAGUAUCCUCGCCACCUCCCACCUCCACCAAAGCCCCAAUGGACCUGACCCGUGGCCCCAGCUCUCCGGAGCUGAGUCCAUCUGCGGGGGAGGACGUGAGCGGAGAGCUGCCUCGCCUCGACGCCAUCUGUGGGAAGCUGAGGCGUAGCAUCCGCAGGGCUGUUCUGGAGUCUGUGUCGCUGGACAAGUUUAUGCCUGAAUCUCCAUCCAUCAGCGAGCCGGGCGACUUGUCUCCCUGCCGUUCGCCGUCAACGCCGAGACACCUCCGCUACCGACAGUCAGGAGUCACAUCAGGGGAGAACUCUCGCUGCGCCAUGUCGCCUGCUUCGGCGUUCGCCAUUGCUACGGCAGCCGCCGGACACAGCAGCUCGCAGGGGUUCAAUAACUCGGAGAAAGUGUACGACAAAGAAUUCAUCAUCCGUAGAGCUGCCACCAACAGAGUCCUGAAUGUGCUACGACACUGGGUUUCCAAACAUUCCCAGGACUUUGACAUGAACAGCGAGCUGAAGACAGGGGUGAUGAGUCUCCUGGAGGAGGUGCUCCGGGAUCCAGACCUGUUGCCACACGAGAAGAAAGCUACAUCCAACAUUUUAAGUGCCCUUUCUCAAGAAGAACUCGACGACUGUCAGCUGAGGAUCGAAGACAUCCUGCAGAUGAGAAGCUGCCCCCUCUUAAACUUCAUUGUGACGGAGAAUCCUAAAGCGGAGUGUUUUGAGUCUCUUUCAGCCAUGGAGCUGGCGGAACAGAUAACGCUGCUGGAUCACAUCGUGUUCAGGAACAUCCCAUACGAAGAAUUCCUGGGGCAGGGCUGGAUGAAGGUUGACAAAAGUGAGAGGACUCCGUACAUCAUGAAGACCAGCCAGCACUUUAACGAUAUGAGCAACUUGGUGGCGUCCCAGAUCAUCGCCCACACCGACGCGGGUUCCCGGGCCAGCUCCAUAGAGAAGUGGCUGGCGGUGGCCGACAUCUGCCGCUGCCUCAACAACUACAACGGGGUGCUGGAGAUCACCUCGGCGCUGAACCGCACCGCCGUCUACCGGCUGAAGAAGACCUGGGCUAAAGUCUGCAGACAGACAAAGGCGCUGAUGGAUCGGCUGCAGAAGAUCGUGUCGUCAGAGGGCCGGUUCAAGAACCUCAGAGAGACCCUGAAAAACUGCAACCCCCCCUGUGUCCCGUACCUGGGCAUGUACCUGACCGACCUGGCCUUCAUCGAGGAGGGGACACCCAACUUUACAGAGGAGGGCCUCGUCAACUUCUCCAAGAUGAGGAUGAUCUGCCACAUCAUCCGGGAGAUCCGCCAGUUCCAGCAAGCACCGUACAGGAUAGAGCACCAGCCCAAGGUGACUCAGUUCCUCCUGGACAAGUCUUUAGUGAUGGAUGAAGACACCCUCUAUGAGCUGUCACUCAAGAUCGAGCCACGUGUACCGCCGGGCUGAUUUUAUUCACAAAGAACACACAUUAAUGAAGCUCCAGAUGUGCAAACGCUCCGUGGCACGCUGGUUUUCUUAUGUGUAAAAGCUAAUAGGUCAUCUGGUCUUAAAGGGUCUCAGUAUGACAAAUACAACCUCAAUGUACCGUUUCUUCACUGUGAUAAAAAAUUAGGGCAAAAAGAAAAAAAAGCUCUGUGGGUAAUACUAAGUACCCCCAUGAGUCCACAGCUGGAAGAUCCACCUUUAGCAGCAUUAAGUAGAAAUUGUUUCCUGCAUCACUUUGUCGGAAUCUCGCAUGGUUUUGGAGGAAACCACAGCAGCUCAUCCGGGUUCAGGUCUGGACUUUGACCAGCUCGUUCCAGAACCUUGACUCUUUUAUUUUCCAUCAUCCUGAUGUGGAUCUAUUGCUGUGUUUGGGAUCAUCUCCUGUCACCUGACCCAGUUUCAGGUCAGAUGUCCUCACAUGGGUCUCUAGAAGACUCUGGUCUACAGAUGAGAUCAUGGUCCACUCAGUGACUGGCAGGUGUCCUCAUCCAGACCAGAAUCCCUCCUCCACCGUGCUUGACAGUGUGUCUGAGUUGUUUCUGCUGGUUUCCCCCAAAUAUGGAAGACCAAACAUGUCCACGUUAGUCUCAUGUGUCCAGAGGAUAUUGUCCUAGAAGUCUCCUGGUUUGUUCAGAUGCAGGUUUGUGGACCUUAAGCUUGAGUUAUGGUUCUGCGUCAAAACGACGCCGUGCCUGCGGCGUGUGGUUUGCGUAGACGCAGACCACACGCCGUCACUGACGUGCACCUCCCGAAAAUUGUAACUACGCGUCGAGGCGACGCAGACCACACGCAGACCGAGAGGGCUGUGAUUGGUUCGCUUGGAAGCAACGCAUUUCCGGUUUCGGUUCCGGUUUGAAGCAGUCGUGAACUUUCAGCGCUCUUUUCUUCGUGUAUGUGUGAUUUUUUUUGUUUGUGUUUUUUUUGUUUUUUUGCACAAUAGUUGUCCUUAUCUCUUUGAUUCACUGUGACCGGAAAAAGUUGGGGGGUACUGCACCGCAGCGAAAUGGAGUGACGGAGAAGUCCGAAGGGUUCACGACAGCGUCACGGCGACGGCGUGUGCUCUGCGUUGGUUUGACGCAGAACCAUAAUUCAGGCUUAAGUCCUGCUUCCAUGUUGUUCUUAGACAGAAGAAGGUUUUUUUCUGGAAACUCUUCCAGACAAACCAUCCUGUGUCGGUCUUCUUCUCGUUUCUUCUUCGUCUGUCGUGGACUUGAAAAUCCAACUUCCUCUGGUAAAUGUGCUGGAAUGUCCACUGGGAUGGUCGGUGACAGUCUUGAAUGUUGAAUGUUUUCUACUCGUGAAUAAUCAUUCUCAAUGUUGAAAUCUCAACUCGAAAUAGUCUGGAAAUGGUUCUAUAACCAUUUCCAGACUGAUAUGCGGCAACAGUUGCUCCUUUAAGACCAUUGCUGAUGUCUUUUACUCUUUGCUUUGCAUUAACACACACCUGAAUCCUCCAAAACAUGUCAUCAGAUCAUCUGCGGUCAUCUGAGGUCGGAACACGUGCUGGUGGUCAGCAGAACUGGCUGCGGCUUACCUUUUUAAAUCCUAUGAACUCAGUAAGGGGGUACUUGUCAUUGCCCACAUGAUUGUUGUUGAUGAUAAAAGACUUGCAGGUUGUAUUUGCACAGUAUUGAGACCCGCUGUGGUUUAUUGUGUGUUUGCACAUGACAAAGCAUAUUCAGGAGAGGAGGUUUAACUUCUACACGUUAUUGUACAGUUCAGCCAGUGCGCGUAGGAAACUCAGGGGAACAUGUGCCUUGUAGUCUGCAGAUCUGGAUGAACAUUUAUUGACGAGACUGUCCUCUUUGUCCCACGGGUAGAAACCCUCUGAACGUGGCACCUGAACAUUGCUGCUAUCACUCUAUAAAUACGAACAAUCUGGCUCUGUAGUCUUCACCUCGGUGACGUACCACUAAUAUUUAUAUCUGCCAACGUUAACAAAUAAAAUGAAAAUGCAAUACAUUUCAUAAAUCCACCUUCCCCACGGUGGCCCUGAUGGAUCUGAGCUGAACCGGCCGGUCAACGACUGACAGAUAUAAAUGUUGAACGGAGACACAAAACAGCAGUUUUGUAAUAAUUCAUCUUUAGUGGCUCGUCUGCUUCUUUGUGGCAUUGAUGCUCACAGGAGAUGUCAGCUUCCAGCUCAAUCGUCUUUAAUCACCUGAUAAGAUUAAAGGUUAAUGGUGCAGUUUGUGUUUUAUCACGUUUCAAGAAAACAAGUCUUGUUUUAAGUCACUCUAUGUAGCAGUACCACCUCUGACCACAUGGGGGCGGUGUGUCACCUCGACGUUCAAGUGUUAGCUGCAUCACGGCCAUCACCAUUCUUGUCAACGAGGGCGGUCUCACCGGAGGCACCGGGGCCGGUUUAGAGGCAACGCCACAGUGACCGUCUGCUUGGCUCUGGUAAAGGUUGUGGCGUGUUUCAUUUGGUGUUCUGCCUCUGCAGAUCCACAAGAAUGUGGUUGAUUUAAAAAAAGAAAGGUUGCUGCAGCACUCCCACUGCUGCCGGGAACCUGGCACCGUUUACCUGGGUAUGAAUGCAGCUCACUUGGGUCGGUGUGACGCAGCAGAAUCCCUCCACAGCAGCUGUCAGUCAACAGCCAGUCUGACGCAUUGCGUUUGAGGUGUGUAAGCACCGCGACCGAAAUUUGACCCAAGUACUGGGCGUGCUCUUAUAUUGGAGCCAAAAAGGCUCCCGUACACAGCUGAAUUGUGUAUUUUGGGUUGUGAUGCAGCAAAUAAACAAAUAUGUUUCGUUUGUCUAGAGUGAUACAAACUGUACAAUGUGGACAAAAAUGGGUCAAGACGUAGCUGUUGUGGCACCAUAUUUUUCAGCUCUUUGCUUCGGGCUGGUCAUCAUGGAAACAUGAUGCUUGGACUCGAGAGAUAGUGACCAAUCACACCACUCGCCGUUGUCUCGUGGUUUCUUUAACCAUUUGGGCUAAAAUUAGAGGAAACAAAUAAUACGAUGUCCUCCGGUGCGACCUGAGGACGCGCCAACAUGUCAAAACGACCAGAGACGUGACACAGUGCACGUCUAGUGGGACACAGUGGUAUUACAGAAUGUGACGGACUGUCUCCACUCAGUAGCACAGUGUUAUCAGUGACUCUACUGCCAAUCUAAGAGAAGAGGUAUCACUUUAACAUAUUCUCAAACAUAAAACAUGUUCAUCCUGCUUGAUAAUCAAAUCGUCUUUUCAGUUUUUAAUACUCAUUUUUUACACAAAUGUUUCUGAUCCACAUUUUUUUUUAAUUUAAGCCAGAAAAAGCUUCUUACAUGCAGUCACACAAUAAAGUGUUUCUUUGACAUGCAUCACAUCGAUCAUCAGUUCCUGUCCAUGUGAUUAUUUAUCAUAGAUAAACCCCUGUCACUGUACUCGUAAACUAGUCACAUAUUUUGCACUAUUGAUUUUGAGUCUAUUGAAUGUCAAUAGACUGUAAAGUUGUUUAUCACAUGAAUAUAGCAUGAUUGUCCUGGAAACCAUCCUUGUAGAAGACUGUUACAGAUUAGUUUUUGGGUAUUUUUCCCCGCUCCUGAUGUCAGGAAGCUUCUAACGUUAGUGUUAUUUAGACUUGUGCUGUCUGACACUGCUGCCCACUCUCAGACUCAAGUUGUACGCCAAUACUUUUCCAUGCAUUUCUAUGUGUAUUGUACAGAUAUUUACACUCACAAGGAUUCAAAAUAAAACUUGAAAAAGGACACUGUAAUGUUGCAGAUUACUGUCAAAAUCAAUGAAAGGAGAUUAUAGGACCAUGAAUGGCGUUGUAAGAUGAUUGUAACUUCUGGGUCUGUGGCACGUAGUCAGUGACGUCACCAGGGGGUGGCCAAGGGUGGCCACGGCCCCCCCUACAAAUUUGCUGGCCUCCCCACUGGCCACCCCUACGGAAGAGUAUUAGAGCCAGGCAGGAGAAAAAUAAAAAUAAUAUUUUAGAGGAGGAAGAUUUUUUUUUUUCAUUAUGCACUUCG